GAAAAUUUUUAUUGCCAAGAGCAAGACAAAUACAAUAUCCUUGGCAAAAAAAUCUUUCUGCAAAAUAUUUUUUCUGGUUACCCUUCUUUUUUACAAUGAAUCCAUCCACUUUGCUAGAUCUUUCUACUUUUAAGGUUUUCAAUUCUUGAUCAUUCCAGUAAAACAAGUUUUCUCAGCUAUUUUCUUGUAGGAGAAUUAAUCCAGCUACUGCAAACCCUAGCUAGGUGAAGAAAAAAAGAAGGCCAAAGUAGAACAAGAAACCAUGGAAGGGGGUGGAGAAGUAAAGGAAGAGAAACUCCCACCGGGAUUCCGAUUUCACCCCACAGAUGAAGAACUCAUCACAUGUUAUCUGAUUACCAAGAUUUCAGAUCCAGGUUUCACAGGAAGAGCUAUUGGAGACGUUGAUCUCAAUAAGUGUGAGCCAUGGGAUCUUCCAGCAAAAGCAAAAAUGGGAGAGAAAGAAUGGUACUUCUUCAGCCUCAGGGACCGGAAAUACCCGACUGGAGUGAGGACAAACCGUGCGACGAACACCGGAUACUGGAAGACCACCGGAAAAGACAAGGAGAUAUACAAUACCAACACAUCUGAGCUGGUGGGAAUGAAGAAAACCCUAGUUUUCUACAGGGGGAGAGCUCCCAGAGGAGAGAAAACCAAUUGGGUCAUGCAUGAGUAUCGCAUUCACUCUAAAUCUGCCUAUAGAACUGCCAAGGAUGAAUGGGUAGUGUGUCGAAUCUUCCAGAAGAGUGCUGCAGGGAAGAAAUACCCUUCAAACCACUCAUCUAGGGGAGCAAUCAAUCCCUACACUUACAAUCUUGAAAUGGCCACAAACCCUAAUAAUUCAAUCCCAAUCCCAAUCCCAAUUCCAAUCCCACCACAGAUGCAGCAGCAGCUUCAACCUGAUCACACCUUCCAAAUCCCUGGAAGACCCUACAUGACUCCUGCUGAAUUUCAAGAAUUCAACAAGGUUUUCCGGGCUGCCGGUACAGCCGCCAUGCUCAAUUUGCCAAUCCCACAGCAAGCCAACUAUGGCCCCGCCAUGGCGGCCGGAUUGGGACCGGGAGCUGGUUGUUUCACUAUAUCUGGCCUGAACUUGAACCUCGGUGGCAGCGCCGCACACAGUCAGCAGGUCAUGAGACCAGUAGUGCCACCGGGACCAGGUAUGAGCCAACAAGACAUGGCUGCUGCUGCAACUAUGGUGAAUGAUGGUGCUGCAAUGGUUGGAGAGCAUCAUCAGAGUGGGAGCUAUGGUGGGGAGAUGAGCAAUGGCAGCAGCAUGAAUAACAGAUUUAUGGGCAUAGAUCAAUGUGGUGAUUUGGAUAACUACUGGCCUUACUGAUUGAUCCCAAUGCAAGAGACAUCUGUAAGGACUAGAGGACAAGAAAUUUAACUAGUUUGAUUAUAUUAAUUAAUUAAGAAAUGUCUUGUUUUUCUUACCUUUAUCUAAAUGGUGUAAGAGACCACGUCUUAUAUAGUCUGUUUGUUGUUGAAUCCAACUUUGUCUGCAAGAACAGUAAUCUCGAAUAAAACAAUACACGU
Messenger RNA from Andrographis paniculata, 1536 nucleotides. RefSeq names its product NAC domain-containing protein 20-like. The transcript is spliced from 4 exons. The record is from RefSeq and is a predicted model, not a curated record. The coding region runs from base 263 to 1336 and encodes 357 amino acids. Gene Ontology annotation, biological process: regulation of DNA-templated transcription. NCBI's taxonomy places the organism in Eukaryota, Viridiplantae, Streptophyta, Magnoliopsida, Lamiales, Acanthaceae. Gene Ontology annotation, molecular function: DNA binding.